GUGGCGCGUAGAAGUCUCACAGACAAAGUCCUGCAAUGUUACUUCUGUUCGCACAGCUAUGCUCCAGCAUGCGAUGUGGCGGUCUCCGCGUGGCCGUUCGGCGCGUUUUGGUGCUGGUCUCGGCCAUCGCCCUGAUCCCCGCCAUCCUCUUACUGAUUGGCUCGAGCGUCACUAGACACCGCUACCAGGAUGUACAGUACACUGGACAGAAAUUGGCAGUUGAUGGGUUUGAUGGGUUGUAUGGGACUUGGGGCCCAGGUCCCGAUCCAACAUGGAUGUCACGGAUGGCCAUCAGAAUGGCUGCUCGCAGAGCAGAACUCCGUGACGCAUGUGCACGUACAGGGUUAGAUGUGCCCAACAACGAUUCCCUACACCAGGCUAAUCCUUGGGAAUUUCUGAUAAAUAAUCAACACCACCUUGUGUGGUGUAAUGUUUUCAAGGCAGCUUCAACUUCAUGGAUGUAUAAUUUUAAUAUCUUAGCGGGAUACACCCCUCACUUCUUAAAACAGAGCAAGGUUGUACCACUACAAUUAGCACGGCAGAGAUAUCCAAGGCCCUCAAUAGAAACUCUGCGUGAGGCUUUGAACUCAUCCAUCUCUUUUAUAAUAGUGAGACAUCCAUUGGAACGUCUACUGUCAGCAUACAGAGACAAAAUACAGUACUCAUUGCCACACACACUUCAUCAGAGGUUGGGUUUGAAAAUAAUCCAAAACUACAGAACACGAGUUAAGGGAGGUGCUGGGAGCCGAGAUCCAACUAAAAAGAAACGUGCCUCACCCAAGUGGCCAACAUUUUCAGAGUUUGUGCAUUAUUUAUUGGAUGAAUAUAAAGAAGGCAAUCGAUUUGAUAUGCACUGGGCUCCAAUUGCAGAAUUUUGCACACCAUGUCACUUGCACUUCGAACUAAUUGCAAAAUUUGAGACACUGGAGGAAGAUCAAAAUUAUUUGAUAUAUAAGGCCAAGCUUCAAGAUUUCAUUCACCCUGAGUGGAAAAAUCCAGCAAAAGGAAGAACAGCAACAACAAAUCUAAUAAGUUCCCACUACUCCCAGCUUACAAAGAAAGAAAUACUGCACCUUUACAAUAUAUACAGGUUUGAUUUUGAACUGUUCGGGUAUUCCUUGGAGGGGUUUUUAGACCAAGGUUUAGAGGAUCCAACCUCUUCCCCUAGUGCCUCAAAAGCUCAACACAAAAACUUCCAACUGACCAAAUUGCCCAUUCCAUAAACUGAAUAUGGUUUCAGUGCAGGAAAAAUCCCACCGCAAAAACUACUUGCCCAAAGAAUCUAUCGGGUGCUAGUACAAAAACAGCAGAGUCCAAUGUUCCAAAGUCUUAAUCACUGAGUGUUACAACUUUUGACACUUGGUGAAAGUUAUAGGCGGGUUUUUGAUCAUAACUGAUCAGCAAAUGUGAGCUGUAGGUAUUGUGAUCUCGAUGGUGCUUGAAUUUGACUCCUCGUAUUCAUUUUUCAUUGCAUGAAACUUGGUAUGUCAAUGCAAAAGGGCUUCCAAAUUUGACCAUAUUUAAAUUUGUUCUUAGUAGUACUGUUAUGUAGUUUAUAAAAUUUUGUAGAUAGUUUCAAAAUCAGCUCAAGUAAUUUAAAUAUUCUUGGUCUUCAUGUAUACUUAUAGAAAAGGGAAUGGAUGAUGGGAGAUUUUCCAUGAGGUGUAUUGAGGUUUGUAUUUUAUAGAAUGAUUUGGAUGUUCUAGGGCUGUUAUUGGAGGAAAUGUAGUAUAGCAUGUAUCCAAAACGGGAACGGUAUUGUGAAUGCAAGAAAUUAGUUCGGGACCAAAUUGAAAAUAAGAUUACUGCAUAAUGUCUACAGUGCUAGAAGGGUGACAGUAAUUCAGCCAAGAGAUCAUGAACAUGAACUAGAAAUUUGGGAUGAAGGGUAAAGUGAGUAAAUAAUCAUCCCUAAAAUUGAUACACUUCUCUGUACAAUCAGGAAAAUGCUUUCCUACAUCUUGAAGAGCUAACUGAUUUGUAAUAUUAUGUUAUGUAAUCUUGCUCCGUCUCAAAAUUUAAGAACAUGUAUUUUUGAAAUGAUUGUAACUUAAUAAUCAUAUCAUGUUAAGGCAUACAAAUUUUGAAACCUGUCCAACUCUGUUAAACUGUAGUUUUAAACAUCUAUUAGAACUUACAAAACCCUGCGCAAGGUUGGUUAUUCAGAAGCACUUUUCCUAUUUUGGUGGAUUUUGAUCUAGAUGGCACUUUCAAAGACUACCUAUCUUUUCAAAACUGUCAAAUUUGAAAAGUUAAUGGAGAAUAUUUUAAGGAAUAUUAAAGUAAGAACAAAAUGGUUGAGUUUUGAAGUAGUGCAUUUUUUGUAGCUGCACAUGAAGAAUGUGGUAAGUUUGGUAGGUCUGUGUGCAGCUUGACUGAAAACUUUUGCAAUCAUCUUUUUUCCAUCAAACUAAAAAAAUGUAGCAUUCAUUAAUUAUAGCUGUAUUUAGUGCUAACAACCAUUCACUGUGUUAAAGAUCCUUUUCCACUCAUAAUUAAAGUAUUUGGUUUCAAGAGCUACCAAGCAGCCAAGCUCUCAAAUAGUUGUCAAAGAGCUUGAUUACUCCUAACCCGGUUUAUGAAACCAAAAAGUGUGACUGUCUCCCGCAAUGAAAAUAUGAAAUUUUUAAAAUGUACAAGGAGUAUUUAAGAAUUAUUAAUACUGGAACAGCACUUACUUGGAACUGUUGUUCUGGAUAUUGCAUCCAAGGAUCCAUUUCCUAUCAAGCAGCCUUUGCCAUGAAUUGCUUACUAAAAUUGAAUUCUUA
Frankliniella occidentalis (western flower thrips) is the source of this 2768-nucleotide messenger RNA. Its product is annotated as carbohydrate sulfotransferase 11. NCBI's taxonomy places the organism in Eukaryota, Metazoa, Arthropoda, Insecta, Thysanoptera, Thripidae. Gene Ontology annotation, biological process: carbohydrate biosynthetic process. Bases 36 to 1223 code for a protein of 395 amino acids. Gene Ontology annotation, molecular function: sulfotransferase activity. Gene Ontology annotation, cellular component: membrane. The transcript is spliced from 7 exons. The record is from RefSeq and is a predicted model, not a curated record.